AUGGAAUCUCACAAUAUAACCGUCGCAUCUAUCGCUGCUAGGGUUCACCAAUUUUGGAAAUCUAAAGAACCAUUUCGCAUCUACCACGGUUCGACAAACAGCACGCGACAGUCUCAGCAUGCUCACCACAACACUGUCAGCACCGCGUCUUUAACCAAUGUCUUGCAUAUUGACCGCGACGCCAAAACGGCACUCGUCGAGCCUAACGUCCCCAUGGACCAGCUCGUCCGGGCCACGACUCAAUCUGGUCUUGUACCGCUGGUAGUCAUGGAAUUCCCCGGUAUCACCGUCGGUGGUGGAUUCUCCGGGACCUCGGGUGAGAGUAGCUCUUUUCGGCAUGGGUUUUUCGAUGCUACUGUUAAUUGGGUUGAGAUUGUCCUGCCGGAUGGAGAGAUUGUCACUGCGUCUAAGGAUUCCCACCCUGAUCUUUUCUGGGGUGCUGCGUCGGCUUUUGGAACUUUGGGCGUUGUCACCCUUGUUGAGGUGCAGCUCAGAGAAGCCAAGCCAUAUGUGGAAUUGGCGUACCAUUCCCUUUCGAACAUGGAGGAGGCACUGCAGACUGUUCGGGAUGCCACAAAGGACUCUUCUAUCGAGUAUCUAGAUGGGAUCGUGUAUGCGAGAGAUCACAUCAUCAUAUGCGCGGGACGGUUGACAGAUACCCUGCCGGAGAACACGCAGCCACAGCAGUUCACCCGUUCAUGGGACCAGUGGUUUUAUCUGCAUGCUCAAAGAACCACCAAAUAUAAUACCAAGACUAAGAUUGACUAUAUCCCCCUUGAAGACUAUCUUUUCCGCUACGACCGAGGCGGUUUCUGGGUCGGAAGAUACGCUUAUCGAUACUUCCUCACCCCCUUUAAUCGUAUUACGCGCUAUCUUCUGGACACUUUCAUGCAUACGCGGGUGAUGUAUCACGCUCUGCAUGAGAGUGGUCACUCAAAACAGUACAUUAUCCAGGAUGUCGCAGUGCCGUACGCCGGUGCGACCGAGUUCAUCGAUUGGUUAGACGAAAAGGAGAAUUUUGGCGCGUAUCCAAUUUGGCUGUGUCCAUUGCGGCAUUCUCCUGGGCUAAUGGCUCGGGGAACUGCAUCUUUCGACAAAACAGAUGGGAAAGAUGUUUCCAGUACAGGGACUGAAGAUGAUGAGUAUCUCAUGAACUUCGGCCUCUGGGCUCCUUCCUACGCGAACAAUGUCACAGAGUUCAUCGCCAAAAACCGGCAACUGGAAGGCAAAGUCCAUAGCUUGCAUGGCAAGAAGUGGCUAUAUGCCCACGCCUAUUAUACAGAGGAUGAGUUCUGGUCCAUCUACGAUAAGAAGAAGUAUGAUGCUCUCCGCGAGAAAUACCAUGCGUCUCAUCUGCCGAGUCUUUUCGAAAAGGUACGAGUUGACCUGCGACCGCAGGCACAGAAUAACCAGGAGCUGGGAUGGAUUGGUUGGGCGAAGAACACAGUUUGGGACACGUGGCCAGUGAGUGGGUUGUAUGGUGUUUACAAAGCGUGGCGCGGAGGGGAGUAUCUCAUCAAGAAAUGA
Messenger RNA from Aspergillus wentii DTO 134E9, 1527 nucleotides. RefSeq names its product FAD-binding oxidoreductase. Gene Ontology annotation, molecular function: Delta24(24-1) sterol reductase activity; FAD binding. The record is from RefSeq and is a predicted model, not a curated record. Lineage: Eukaryota; Fungi; Ascomycota; Eurotiomycetes; Eurotiales; Aspergillaceae. Gene Ontology annotation, biological process: steroid metabolic process. Gene Ontology annotation, cellular component: cytoplasm; membrane. Bases 1 to 1527 code for a protein of 508 amino acids. The transcript has a single exon.